UUACCUAGUUUACAAUCAAAAGAUUCCCUCAAAAGCACACAUAAAAACGAAGAUAAGAGAUGGAGGAGAUUAUUGCAGACAAUACAGAUAUGUACGGAGCUCUGGUGACGGCUCAAUACGCACGGUUGCAUGAUCGUCACCAUUGCAGAGACAACCAGUGUACUGUGUACCUCUGUUCUCAUCAAAUACAAAUACAAACCAUUUGUAAGCAGGUGUUUAUAGUUAAUGGUCAUCCUGAGAUCGCUAGUCUCAGAGAAGUAAACGUCAAAUCUGGUCUUCCUGCGACAACCAGCACCGAGAGAUUAGAACAGCUUGAUGAUGACGAUGAGCGUAUCAACAUCAUCGGUGGUGAUCAUAGACUUAAGAGAUGAUCAAUGGAAGCUCAGGAACUAUGGUGAUUGAAUCUUUUGUUGUGGUCCUGUGGAUGUUUCUCAAGGCAACACCAAAGAUGAGACUUGUUACUUCGUGGAAUCUCUCAUCAAGUGUAACUUAAAUUCCUUGGCGUGCGUCUCUGAAAGAUUGGCUGCUCAAGAGAUAUAGUUUGUUUAGUAGACUCUUCCAUCAAGACAUUCUUCAGUCUGGUCUUAUGUAUAGGGAAGCACUUGUGGUCACACUGCCAUGUUUAUACUAGCUCCAUAUGGCAAUCACGUGGUGUUUGUUGGACAGUGUCUGUGUAUAUAUGCACCAUUGUAAGAAAAGACCAGAGCUACUUUACUUAGUAAUGUAUACUAUCACCAGGAGUCAUUACAGGAACACUUUCCUUCUUUGAAAUGGUGAAUCCGUGACCCUUCUUGUAAGACAAUCUCACGGUUUCUCAAAAAUGUUAUGUACUUUGCUACGGUGUGGCAAUCAGAACAUAUGCUCGUGUUCUUGACCACUCUUAUAGGAUCUGACCCUCUCUUUCUGA
Messenger RNA from Brassica rapa (field mustard), 907 nucleotides. Its product is annotated as abscisic acid receptor PYL7. The record is from RefSeq and is a predicted model, not a curated record. NCBI's taxonomy places the organism in Eukaryota, Viridiplantae, Streptophyta, Magnoliopsida, Brassicales, Brassicaceae.